Molecule: messenger RNA, 2231 nt
Organism: Empidonax traillii (willow flycatcher)
Lineage: Eukaryota; Metazoa; Chordata; Aves; Passeriformes; Tyrannidae
Gene: PTGES
Product: prostaglandin E synthase
Exons: 5
Coding region: 890-1330 (146 amino acids)
Biological process (GO): prostaglandin biosynthetic process
Cellular component (GO): membrane
Molecular function (GO): prostaglandin-E synthase activity
Source: RefSeq, a predicted model, not a curated record
UACCUGUUUAGGGAAAAUCCACGCUGUCAGCCGCUAUCGAGCCUUGAGGUGGGCACAGCUUAGAUCUUUGGCUUCUUAUUCCAAAAUAAGUUACCCAGGUGUCAUCUAAAGCCCCAGGGUGGGCUGCCGGGGAGCUGACACCCGAGGAGCUGGGCUUUCCAGCUGCCAUCUCUCCGUUAGUUCACCCAGAAGCUGCGGAGAGGCCAGAGGAAGGAACUGGUCUUGGGAUAUGCAGGAUUCCGUGUUGCCUGGGCUCUGUCCGAGCUCUCUUGGAGACAAUUCAAAUGGUAGUUUCACGAAGGUGGUGUGACAGAGGUGAAAAAAACGCUGGGAAUUUUCCAGUCACCUGUUUCCUCGGUUGCACCGGUGCCCCCUGCAUCUGUCCGCGCCGAACGCUAGAUGGGGCGUCAGACACAGGGUUUGGUCCAGGAUUUGCAGGGAAGGACAACUUUUGCGGAGGACUGAGUCACGUUUGAGGAAAACAGACGAGAGAGGAACGUGGGCUCACAUCUGCAGAGCUGACCACUGGUGUUGUGAAACGUGAUUUCUUGGGAUACACAACAACCCCGCCACGUGGCUGACGAGGGUUCACGGAGAGCAAAGAGCCUCAUGGCAGUGUCAGCAGGGGACCGAGGACAGCCAAAGGAAGGGGGAGAGUCUGGGUAAAGAAACGAGGCUGUUUAGCUGAGAUCUGCAGAUUUUCGUCUGUCCAUCUGAAUUAAAGAUGCAAGCAGGGUGCCUUGCUCACCUCACAGGCUUCAGCAGAAACACCCAGGGAGUUAAGAGCCUGUCAUCCUUCCCUUGCAGCUGUUCCUGCCCCUCUCCCGCAGAGCCCAAGAUCUCCACUGGUUCCGGGUGCUGAGGCGACCGAGCGGCACCUUCCUCCAAAAUGAUGGAAAACAAAGUGUUUCUGUCAUUUACGUUCUACAGCACAAUUUUGAUUUUAAAAAUGUAUGUCGUUGCCAUCAUUACGGGACAAGUGAGACUCAGAAAGAAGGCGUUUGCAAACCCGGAGGACGCGCUGCGCAACGGGGGGCUGCAGUUCUGCCGCCCGGACCCCGACGUGGAGCGGUGCCGCAGGGCCCACCGCAAUGACAUGGAGAACAUCUUUCCCUUCCUCUUCCUCGGAGCUGUCUACUCCCUGCUGGACCCCAGUCCCUCAGUGGCCAGGAUCCACUUCCUCAUCUUCUGCGUGGGGCGCAUCGUGCACACCAUCGCCUACCUGCUGCGGCUGAAGGCGCCCACGCGCUCUGUGGCCUACAGCGUGGCACAGCUGCCCUGCUUCUCCAUGGCCCUGCAGAUCCUCCUCGCCACCACCCCGUACUGGUAACACCCGCAGAGACCGACCAGCCGUCCCAACGCCCUCGUCCCGCACUCCGAGGGUUCCCUGGCGGGACUGGGUGCUGUGUGUGCGAGUGUGAAUGUGUGUGUGUGUGUUAUUGUGAGUGUGUUUGUGGGCCUGCAGUGUGAUGCCAGGGAGGUCACCUGCAGCCUCGACAAACUCCCUGUGCUGUUGAAAUUUGGCAGGGAAGUCACCGGAGAGAAGGGACGUGUCUCCCUGUGGAGCGGGAAGGGGACGCGGAGCCAGGUUCCCCUUGCUCCUGCUGAGGGUAGGAGGGGGAAAGCACCCCCUCAAAGAGUGGGUUCAUUGAGGGAAAGGAGGUUUUGUGACUCAACUGCAUUCAGAACUGGGAAGGUGAAGAUGUGUCUUUUCCCCUUGGUAACAAGUAUCCCGUGAAUCAGGAAGGGAAAAUCAUGAGGGUCCCACAAAGUCUCUUGGUCAGCAGAGGUAGAAGAGGGGUUUAUAAGACAGCUGCCCUCCUCUUGCCCAGCCGUGUGGGUCUGUGGGGACAGAGUUCCCUUAGGUUCCCUCUCCCACAAGGAGAACAGGAGGCAGGUGCCUGCCAGGCAGAGUAACGUGGGAGUCAAAACCUCAGGGGUGACUUUGUGAAGACAUUGGAGUGUUCAGUGCUCCCAGAACCUCCUCAUGGCCCACUAUGGGACAGAGCUCUCUGCCAGGAGCCUCACUGCAGGCAGGAUCCUGCCUGUCCCUCAGCCAGCCUUCAGCAGCUCCCGGCCAGCAACACCUGUGGCUUUUCCACCUCGGUCUCAUCCCAGUAAGAUGCAGAACAUCGUGCCUGGAGCAGCCAGCAGGAACCACUUACCCUGCAGAGAACUGGACACAAAUCUCUGGGACUUCAGGAAAGACUAAAAUGCUCUCAAAAAACAGA